Molecule: messenger RNA, 940 nt
Organism: Euleptes europaea (tarantolino)
Lineage: Eukaryota; Metazoa; Chordata; Lepidosauria; Squamata; Sphaerodactylidae
Gene: ANKRD29
Product: ankyrin repeat domain 29
Exons: 10
Coding region: 26-931 (301 amino acids)
Biological process (GO): neuronal action potential; negative regulation of delayed rectifier potassium channel activity
Cellular component (GO): synapse; membrane; axon initial segment
Molecular function (GO): transmembrane transporter binding
Source: RefSeq, a predicted model, not a curated record
GUCCCCGGCAUGAAGGCCUUGGAGGAUGGACACGAUGUCGUUCAAGAAGGAGACGCCACUUGCAAAUGCGGCAUUUUGGGCUGCAAGGAAAGGAAACCUGGCUCUUCUUCAGCUACUGCUGAACAGUGGACGUGUAGACAUAGACUGCAAAGACAGUCUUGGUACAACAGCACUUAUGGUAGCAUCAUACUAUGGCCACAAAGAGUGCGUCCGAGAACUGGUGCUGCAAGGAGCUGACAUCAAUCUUCAGAGGGAGUCUGGUGCCACUGCCCUAUUCUUCGCUGCCCAACAAGGUCACGAUGAUGUUGUGAAGUUUCUGUUCGAGUAUGGAGCCUCCACAGAGUUUAAAACCCAAGACGGAGGCACUGCACUGCUAGCUGCUUGUCAGUACGGGCAUAGGAAAGUGGCGGAGACCUUGCUGAAGCAUGGUGCCAACAUUCAUGAUCAGCUUUACGAUGGAGCAACUAGCGUGUUCCUGGCUGCCCAAGGUGGCUACCUGGAUUUAAUUCGGUUAUUACUGGGUUCAGGAGCAAAGGUCAACCAGCCAAGGCAGGAUGGGACAGCUCCAUUGUGGAUUGCUUCUCAGAUGGGUCACAGCGAGGUAGUGAGAGUAAUGCUGCUCCGCGGAGCAGACCGAGAUGCUGCGAGGGAAGAUGGCACAACAGCUUUGUUUAAAGCAGCAAACAAAGGCUAUAGUAGUGUUAUAGAAGAAUUGCUUAAAUUUUCCCCUGCACUGGGUUUAUUGAAGAAUGGAACCUCAGCUCUCCAUGCAGCCGUUCUUGGUGGCAACUUAAGAGCAGUAGCACUACUCUUGGAAGCAGGAGCAGAUCCCUUCCUUAAGAACAAGAAAAACGAACUGCCUUCAGAUCUGACGAAAAACGAGCGCAUCCUACAGCUCCUGCAGCCCCGAGGAAAGCACAGAAAGAGCUAACGCAAGUUC